Stylonychia lemnae is the source of this 5241-nucleotide messenger RNA. The record is from the annotation of a GenBank genome assembly. Lineage: Eukaryota; Ciliophora; Spirotrichea; Sporadotrichida; Oxytrichidae.
AUGCUUUUGCACGAAUUCCCAUUCUAAGAUGGGUCAUAAGAUUCAAUUAAAUCUGGAUUCUUAAGAGAAAUUAUUCAUGACCAGAUUACUCUAAGUCAAAAGGUGAUGAUAAUUUUCGUAUUGGGAUCACUUUAUAUUGUGGCUUGUGUUGUUUUGAUAAUUGCUACGAUUUCAGUUGUGAAAAAUGAUUAACUAUUGCGAAGAGGAAAUAUAAUUAUUGAAAACAUUUUCAAAGGUUACGGAUAAAUCUUUUUGAUCGUCAAUUACGUGUUAUUUAUCCCUUCAUUGAUGAUUUUUGCUGAGGUGUCUAGAUGUGAGGAAGAACCUAAAAAAAAGGAUUACUAUUUUGUCUGUCUUGACUAGCAGCAUUUCUCAUGCCUUUCCUUCGCAGUUAUUAGCAGUAUUUUUUGUUUUGCUUUUGUGACAUACUUUAAUCUAUUUGUUAAUUGUUAAUUUCCUAACGAGUAUAUACCUUACUCAACUUGGAAUACCAAACCUAAGGUCAUUCAAGUAGUAUGGAUAGUCAUCUAUGUAUUUCACUAUGACAUUCUUGAUGAAAGAUAUCAUAUUGUUUUCAGGAUUGCAGCCCUUAUUAUUCUGAUUUAUCAAUAUAUUUUAAUAACAGAACAACCUAGGCCAUACAUCAGACUCGUUAAUUGGUCUGAUUUAAUAAAGCUCGCCAUUAUCCUUAUUUUGAACUGUAUAAUAGUUCUAUAGGAUCUUUUAAAUGAAAAUGUAAUGUUUGAGCAUCUCCCAGCGAUUGCUCUCUUAGGCAUAAUAUGCAGUGGUAUUUUGAUUACUAAAUAAUCUCGCAGAAAUAAGGUUACACUUUCUCGAGACAACAGAGAACACAAUCUUUUUCAUAGUGAGAAUGAUAUGGAACUUUAUAUGAGUUUGCUUUUCUUGGAAUUAGAAAAGCUCAAAAGCCCUGAAAAAGGUAUAGAACAUUCAUCAACUCCUCAGAUAUUCACAAUAAUCAGUAAACAUAUGGAACACUGUAGAAAUGAUGAGUGUAUAUGCAAAAAAUAUGAACCUGAAUACGACAAAAAAUUCUCGUCAAUUGGUUCAAGAAGACUGACAAUGAGAUAGUCUACUUCUUUUUCAAGUAUAGAUUAUAUGCUUAAGAAGAAAUACCCCAUUAAGAUUUCAUUCGAUACUAAAGUUGAUAUUUUCCUGGCCGAGAUAGCUGAUUGUCUAGAUAGAUUUUUAUAAUCACAUCCAAAGUCUGUAGGAUUAAAACUCCAGAAAUCUUUUUUCUAUCAUACCUAUAUGAAUAGUUCGUAUAAAGCCUUAUUCGUUUAAUUAGAAAAUUCUCAUUCAUGCAGCUAAUUCAGAGGAAAAAUAAAUAUUUAUCAUCUAAAAACUAAGAUAUAAGAGGAAAUGGUUCAAUCAGAAGCAUCUCCUUUUUCAAUGGACAUCACCAUCUGCCUAAAAUUUGAAUCCAAAAGAGUGUUAUUCGAGUAGAAGAUUAUAGAACUAUGCCUUAUUUGUGAAAGUUUUUGGAAUGAACUGACUUAAAACGAAAAUGAUUAUAAUGUAGAGAAAAUUCAUGAAUUAAUUUUGGAAAUCUCUCAAACCAUAAUAAACAUAAAAUCUAUUUAUAGCCAACUUUGUUAUCAUAACCCCCAAAAUGUGGAUGUAAUAUAGAACUAUGCUCUUAUAUACAGAUAUAUUCUAAGAGAUGAAUUCAGAUUUAAUGAUAUAAUAAAUAAUCUGAACCAGCUUAAGAAGACUAAUAAGCUAGAACAGAUUCGAGAGUUAAUUCCUAAGUUUUUUGACAGCGACAACUAUGCCAUGAUUUUAGUCUCAGGAGAUGUUAAAGAUCUUGGUCGAAUGAUUAAGGCAAACAGGGGAGUUGAAUUAAUAUUUGGCUAUAUGCCUAAUGAAUUGCAAGGAUAUAAGAUCAACAAAGUUAUGCCUAGACUUUAUGCUUAAGUACAUGAUGAUUUUAUUUAAAAUUUCCUAAGAAGAGGCCAUUCAAAUUUUAUUGAUAAGAAUUAGUUCUUACUUAUUGAAAAUAAGAUGAGAUUUAUACAGAUGACUCUUGCAUAUAUCAAGCCAUUAGUAGAUCUAAAGAUAGGAUUGAUGUUUGUAUCUUUUUUCAAAUUGCCUUUAAAAGUACCUAACAAUACUGAAAUGAACAAUUAUGUCAAAUCUAAAGAUGCUCACUACCUACUUUGUGAUGCCAAGGGGUAGAUAUUUGGUAUGUCUCAUAAUUGUAUGAAAAAUCUUGGAAUUCCUCCAACAAUUAUCUCUAAAUAAAAGGGACCUUCAGUUAUGCUUGACAAUUAAACUCUCUACUCUAUUGACUAAUUUUCUCCUAAAAUUUUAGAUCCAGACUUUGAGUUUGACCUUCCCAAAGGAAUGAACUUUACAUUUGAUACCACUAUUUUUAAAACCGAUAAGUAUUUAGCAAAGGAAUUUCAUGAACUUACAGGAAGGAUGAGAAAGUAUAACAUUUUUAUCUCUUUAAAGAAGAGUGAAUAUAAGCUUAGCCCAGCUAAUAUGCAUGAAGUACUUUUAUUUACCAUAGAAAUACUUUCAUUUUAACUAAGCGAAGCACCAAUUACAAUUCCAGUAGAUAAGACUGAUGAUCCAUCGUUUUCAUAAUACUCAGGUACAACUGUUUCAUCAGUGAAUAAUGAUGAGCUUCGAACAUCUAAAUUUAAGGAAUUUAAAACUUAAGUUCAAGAAUUAAAGUAUCCAACUAAAAUUGCAGUUCUAAAGAAGAUUACUAUUGGCUUUUGCAUUUUUUUAUUAGCUGUAUUUUCGCUCAAUUAUGCCCUCUGUGCGACAUAAAAUAACUCCUACAUGUAAAGACUGGAAGUUUUAGAUCUUCUUUUUGAGUUAACUGAUAGAAUACCUUAAUCUAGCAGAUUUGUUAGAACGUGUGUGGACAUUGCAAAUGGGUUUGAAAACAAUACUAAUGAGAUAAUACCAGAUAGAUUUACCUAUUAUAUGAAGAGAAUAUCUGAUAACUCCUAAAUAUUCAACGAUCUCUAAUAAAACAUAUACACAAAAUAUAAGAGUUCCCUGUCACUAGAUGAUGUAACAGUUUCAAUCAAAGAUCUUUAAAGUGACUACACUAUAAAAACAAUCAAAUCUUCUAUAUCUAGUGCAUUAAAUAUGUACAGUAGUAAAUCACUUUAAUUUAGCAAACUCAAAAUGAAAGCGCUAUAAAAUACUACAAUACCUUUCCUAUCAUUUGAUUUUAAAUCCUAUAUGGCUAAUAAAACAUUUCUAACUGAAUUAUAGUAAGACUUGUAUUUUCUGAUUUAAAAUGGCCACGACAGCAUUCCCAAAGGUCUAAUACAACUAAAUGAAAUUUCAUAAAAUCAUAUAGAGAAUCAAUCUUACACAUUUAUGAUGAUUUCAUUAGUGAUAGGAAUAGUCUCUAUUUUUGUGAACUUCAUAAUCAUUCCCAUAGUUUUUCCACUAUUAGUUCAUUAUGAAAGAUUGGCAUACUACAUUUUGCAUUCAAUGAAUAAACUCACAAGUAAAUUCGUAGAGAAUGAAGUUAAAAGUUGCAAUUAGCUUUACAAUUACAUAGGGAAAAAGUAAGGCUCAGGUAUCUCAGAUAAUCCAUAAGGUGCAAUAAUGAAAAAGCCAGAAGCUAGAAAAGAGAACAAAUAAUUGAUGAAGAUUAACCCGAAGAUUCCUAAGCAUGUAUUGGAAUAAGAAAAAAGAAAAAAGAGGCAUGGCAGGAGAAACAGGUCUAGAAGAGAUCAUGAAGAGGAAAAGAUUUAUGUUGAAGAAUUAGAUAAAGUUGAGAACACUCGCAUGCAUGAUGAUGAGGGUUCAGCAUUAUUAGAUGAAGAUCUUGAUGAGGAUCAGAAUACAAGAGGUCACUAUAAUACUAGAUAAGCUAGAAGUAACGCAGCUUAAGUCAGAAGUAGAGUUACUAAGGAUACGCAUAGACCAAGAAGAAGGACAGUAGGUUAGUCUUAAAUGUACCAAAUGAGUGCAGAUGGAAAUACUGCCUCUGUAGGAAGUAUUGAUGAGUCAACUAUCUAAACUAGCAUUGAGAUGAAUUCUUCAACCAAUAAAAGUUCUGGAGAUGAUACAAGUUCUGAUAACAAGGAGGAUGAAAGUUACAGCUAAAGUUCAUCUUCCUAAAGUAAUUAUACUCAUUACACGAAUGUGUCUCAUUGGAAAAAUUUAAAACAAAAUGGAUAUUCAAAUGCAGGAAAUAUUGGAAUAAAAUCAAAUGCUUCAUUUACUUAUGAUAUGACUCAUGCUAAGUCAUCGGAGUUGCCAGCUGGAGACACAUAUCAAGAAAGAGAAAAUAACGAGGCACUAUCUGAGGAGGAGAAAGAAUUUAAGAGACAAAUCAGAGAAAGAUAGCAAAAGAUUAGAGUCUCACUUAAAAGAAGGAAGCUUAAGAAGAUCUUGUACUUAGUUUUAUUCGUCAUCAUCAUUAGCAUUUAUUUGGGUGUUAAUACCAUGUAUACAAGAUUCGUCUAUGAUUAUGAGGAUCAUUUGCAGGCAGAUAUAAAUAUAAUCGAUCAAAGGAUACUUUGUUAUCCCUAUGCAAUAACUCUUAUAAAGGAGAUGGUGGCAAGAAACUAAUCAGUUAAGGGAUGGAAUGAUGAAGAUGUAGCGGAUAAUUAUCACGGCUUAAGAAGUUAAAUAAUGAAAUGCUACUCCAAAGAAAAAUAAUUUAGUGAUAUGGUUAUGGGUAGAUUCACAGUAAAUAAUUAAUAAGUGCUGCAUGAUCAAUACUAAAGUAUAGCCUUUGAUCUUGAAAAAAAUACAAUGUGCGCAACUCUGUAUUAAUAAACCAAUCCUGAAAAGUAUAACCAGUGUAUAACUGCCUAUAAAGGCAUAAAUCAGCUUGGAAUAGUUGAAGUGCUAAAUCUUAUACUCAGAGAGGGAGAAAAAGUAAUAAUAAAUUACGAAAAUCAAUAUAUCUUAAGAUAGCAACUCAUAGAUAUAUUAUUGAAUUCGCCUCUUAAUAAGGUAGAAACAAUCAAAGAUAUUUUUAUUGAUGAAGCUUUGAAGUAUCAAAGAGAUUUUAUGAUAGAUGACAUAAAGAAAUUCGCUUAAAAUCUCUUUAGAAUCUUCGACAUAUUAUUCAGUGUAUUUGUAACAUUUUGCUUUAUAAUGGUGAUUAUCGGAGUGAUGUUUAUCAUUUAGAAAUUGAAGAAUCUGAUUUUACAAAUUUAUCACAUUGUGCUUUUGAUUCCCUAUGGAGAAAGAACGAAAAGAGAAUUGAAUGAGCUUUUGAAGAUUAGUUUAUGA